Molecule: messenger RNA, 1367 nt
Organism: Leptopilina boulardi
Lineage: Eukaryota; Metazoa; Arthropoda; Insecta; Hymenoptera; Figitidae
Gene: CPR27
Exons: 4
Coding region: 68-865 (265 amino acids)
Cellular component (GO): chitin-based extracellular matrix
Molecular function (GO): structural constituent of chitin-based larval cuticle
Source: RefSeq, a predicted model, not a curated record
CUGCAGAGCCGCAUAAGGCGAUCUUUAUAAAUACAAUCACCAUCGCCUCUUCGACGCGAGGGCAACGAUGCGUCUUCCCGUGGUGCUUCUGGUAUUUCGAAUUGGAUUCGGAUUAGCUCAAUAUGACACGAGCACAACGCCGGUUCCUAUUCUAAAACAAAUUAACAGACACAAUGAAGACGGAAGUUACAGUUACGGUUAUGAAGCAGCUGAUGGUUCCUAUAAGAUUGAAUCGAAACAUCCAAAUGGCGAGGUUUUUGGAAAAUAUGGUUUCAUUGACGAUACGGGAAGUGUGAGGGAAGUGGAAUAUGGAGCAACACGUUCAGGUGGAUUUGAACCGGCUGGAACUGGUAUCAAUGUACCACCGCCAGUAACUGGAAAUAGUAUCAAUUCGAAUGAACCUGAAGAUGAUGGACAAUAUCGUGAGGAUCCAUCGAUUUAUUACACAGAUCCAAGAUAUACCAAUGGCGAACGUUAUGAUCCAGUGCCUAAGAAUGCUUACAGACAACAAUUAUCGCAUAAUCAACGACCACUUGCUUAUCAAUCACAACCAUUGCAAAAACCACAACAGCCUCUUGGUUAUCAACCACAACAAAAUUAUCAGCAUCCUGCAUAUCAACAGCAAAUUGCCUAUCAACCAUCACCUGUUAGUAAAUCUGUUGCUGCUGCGUACCAACAACCAACAAUUUCAGUAAAUUCACAACCUGAAUAUCGACCGCAAUAUAGAAAUCCAUAUCAGCGACCUCAGUACCAAUAUGAAGAAUCUGCACAGUCGGUAGCGCAACCACAGUCGAUAGUUCAAAGAAGAAACGAGGGUCCAUCAACAACAAAUCUUGGUUCAUAUUCUGUACAUUAUAAACGGUAGAAUUUCUAUAUUUCAAUUAUUAUUAUUAUUAUUAUUAUUAAUAAUUUUAUUGUUAUGUACCAAAAAAUAUUUCACCUUUCUUUUUCGUUGGUUAAAAAUAAUUCUCGUAAUUAUUUAUAAAAAAAAUAUAAAAUGAAUUCUAAAAUUUUUGAAUAAUAAUUCAUUUUACUGAAAUAUAGAUAUUAAUUUCCAUUGUAGUGAAAAUAUUUUUUUAUCAUUUGGAAUUGUAAAUAUGUCACACAUUUUAAGGACAAGGGGGAGAGGGCCUAAAAUGUGACAUUCUUUUUUUGUAUUUUUAUAUUGUAAUUUUUUUCAACAAUUAUAGUUAUUUUUUUUAAUACAUAUAGUUUUAUAAAUAUGCGCUAAAAGUAAUAGCUGAAGUUAAUUACUUUCAAAUUUUUCAACUGUGAGUAGAAAAAGUAUGUCUUGCACACUUUUCUUAAGACUGUACUACCUCAUCAUGUAUUCAACGAAAUGAAUAAAAAAAAUCUUUUACUUUGAA